GAUUCACAUUCAAAGACCACGGAAGUAGCAGUCAAGAAAUCAGACGACAUAUGGCAUAUUGCGUUGGGGAAAUCUUCUGUAAAAGACCUCUUUAAAAUGUUGAAAACAAGGAUGUCACUUUGAGGGCUAAGGUGCGUCUGAUCUAUGUUUUUUUCAGUCAUCUCAUAUGCGUGCAAAAACUGGACAAUGAAUAAGGAAGACCAAAGAAGAACUGACACCUUUUAAUUACGGUGUUGGUGAAGAAUAUUGAAUACACCAUAGACUGCCAGAAGAACAAACAAAUCUAUCUUGGACGAAGUACAGCCAGAAUACUCCUUAGAAGCAAGGAUGGGACAGACCAAGCCCUCGCUGAGCCCAAGCAGACACUGAAGACAGACAGCCACCUACAGCUACAGCUGCUGCCCAGACAAGGCGGCUGGACGGAAGGCCCCAGGAGCUGCCUGCAGCCAUGUCAGCUCACAGCCUGCUCACUCUGGGUCUGCUCAUGGUGGUGCCACCUGCCAGCUGUCAACAAGGUCUGGGAAACCUAGAGCCCUGGAUGCAGGGCCUCAUCGCUGUGGCUGUGUUCCUGGUCCUGGUUGCAAUUGCUUUUGCUGUCAACCACUUUUGGUGCCAGGAAGAGCCGGAGCCCAUGAACACGGUCAUGAUUCUUGGAAACAAGGUGGAUGGGAUCCUGGCAGGGACAGAUGGAAGGUACUCCUCGAUGGCGGCCAGCUUCAGGUCCAAUGAGCGUGAGAAUGCCUACGAGAACACCCCUGAGGAGGAAGGCAAGGUCCAGAGCACGCCCAUGUGACCCCAGCUCUCCUGGCCCCCUGCCCUGAGGCUUCCAG
Molecule: messenger RNA, 830 nt
Organism: Loxodonta africana (African savanna elephant)
Lineage: Eukaryota; Metazoa; Chordata; Mammalia; Proboscidea; Elephantidae
Gene: PDZK1IP1
Product: PDZK1 interacting protein 1
Exons: 5
Coding region: 449-793 (114 amino acids)
Source: RefSeq, a predicted model, not a curated record